AUGAUCAGCUUGGCGAGGGGCAUACUCUAUCACACGUACGGUCGGAACUUGGGUAACUUUUUAUUCAACACAUUUUUAUUUUUUGCGAAUUAUUUGAAUUGCGUUUGUCUCGUUUUGAAGAAGAUAUCAUGCCUAUUCGACAGAACGAACUAUACAGAGCUAUGCAGUAAACGUGAAAAACGAUAAAUGGAAAAUAAAAAUUUAGGCCUCUUAAGUAUUGCCCCUAUUAACGAUGUAGAAACGUUAAACAAAUCUCUGCUCGAAAUGGAGACUGAAAUAAACGAGCGUCUGUCCACCGAACUUGAGGAUUUUUAUGACGACGAAUAUAACUUCGACUUCAUUGCCAUGGUUCAAGAAAACGAUUUGGACGAGUAA
Molecule: messenger RNA, 375 nt
Organism: Plasmodium cynomolgi strain B
Lineage: Eukaryota; Apicomplexa; Aconoidasida; Haemosporida; Plasmodiidae
Exons: 4
Coding region: 187-375 (62 amino acids)
Source: RefSeq, a predicted model, not a curated record